UGAAGUAUUUUGCGUUCUUACUGGUAAACUGUACAUUUACUAAGGACCUUUUAAAAAGUUAUUUGGCUUUUUGAGCUUGUUUAAUAUUUUAUAUGGAAUAAUCCGAACCAUUCCCCAAAGGAGGAACCUUUGCACACCUUACAGUGCAGCAAUCACAGGUCAAAAUGUCUUUCAGAGACUUACGCAAUUUUACAGAGCAGAUGAAGACCUUGGGCUAUCCUCGCUUAAUAUCACUGGAGAACUUUAGAACUCCAAACUUCACACUAGUUGCAGAAAUUCUGAUAUGGCUUAUAAAAAGAUAUGAGCCUCAGAUGGAUAUUCCCACCGAUGUGGACACACAGUCAGACAGAAUUUUCUUCAUCAAGGCUGUGGCUCAGUUUAUGGCAGCAAAAGCUCACAUCAAGUUGAACACAAAGCACCUGUACCAGGCUGAUGGCUACGCAGUGAAGGAGAUGCUGAAAAUCACCUCAGUGCUCUACAACGCCAUGAAGAUUGAGCAGAUGGCACCAGAAGACUUCAUCGAGGAGACUAACACAAAGUUCAAGUUUGACCUCGGCUCACGGGUUUCGAAAGUUAAAGCAGCUCGACAACUGGCCUCAGACAUCACAGCCAAAGGAGCUUCACUUUAUGAUUUACUAGGAAAGGAAGUGGACCUGCGGGAAAUGAGAACUGAGGCCAUUGCUCGACCACUGGAGAUCCAUGAGACUGAAAAUGCCUUGAGAACGGCCAUCAAGGAAGUUUUGGAAAAUGUGGAGAAGACCAAAGAGAUGCUGAACAACGUGGUGUCUGAUGAGAAGAGUCUGGAUGGCAAGAUAGAAAAGAAGAGACAGGAACUGGACAGAAAUCGGAAAAGGCUUCAGACGCUGCAAAGUGUCAGACCUACAUUUAUGGAUGAAUAUGAGAAGCUUGAGGAAGAGUUGCAGAAGCAUUAUGAUUCCUACGUGCAUAAAUUGAUGAAUCUGUCUUUCCUGGAGACUCAGCUGGAAGAAUAUCAUCAACUGGAGCAGAAACGCUUUCAGGAGGCUGAAAUGGCAAUGAACGUGAUCCAGCAGAAACUCAGGGAGGAAGAAGAAAUGGAACUGAUGAGCUCCCUGAAAGAUGACAACUCUGUCAUGGAUAUUCUUGAGGAUGAGGGCUCAUAUAGUGACAUAGACAACUUCCGGCCUUCCAAACCGCAGGCCAUUAGAAAUGGCAUCAUGGCAGGAAGAGGAGCUCGUUUCAUUGGGAACAUGCAGGGUGACAGUGAUGAAACAGAAGACAGCGAGAUUGGUGUGAAUGAGGAUGAUGAGGACGAGGAGAGCAGGGAUUUGGAGGAUUACAACCUGGGGGAUCUAGUUUCUGGGACAACUAGUACUUCCAGGGGUGUGGCAAGACCACCUCUGCUGGAUGAGAGCGACAAUGACUUCUGAGUGAACUAAGACACACACACAGUGCUGUCAAAAUGUUCAUCAGUCAUAAACAUUAACUGAUGAUCAGUCUCCUGGCCUGUCGCAUUUCAGUAGAACUUUUCCACUAAUGUGAAAUGAUCAUAAAAUGCAGCUUUAG
Thalassophryne amazonica is the source of this 1545-nucleotide messenger RNA. It is a transcript of the gene ift38, whose product is annotated as clusterin associated protein 1. Gene Ontology annotation, cellular component: centrosome; intraciliary transport particle B; cilium. Lineage: Eukaryota; Metazoa; Chordata; Actinopteri; Batrachoidiformes; Batrachoididae. The record is from RefSeq and is a predicted model, not a curated record. Gene Ontology annotation, biological process: cilium assembly. The transcript is spliced from 13 exons. The coding region runs from base 165 to 1409 and encodes 414 amino acids.